Molecule: messenger RNA, 1184 nt
Organism: Lindgomyces ingoldianus
Lineage: Eukaryota; Fungi; Ascomycota; Dothideomycetes; Pleosporales; Lindgomycetaceae
Product: alpha/beta-hydrolase
Exons: 8
Coding region: 19-969 (316 amino acids)
Molecular function (GO): triacylglycerol lipase activity
Source: RefSeq, a predicted model, not a curated record
CCUUUGCAAACGUAUCAAAUGAUACGUCUUGUCCUUCGAGAGAGGUCUCGCUCAUUUCCACAGUCUUCACUAUCUGUUCAUAACUUCAGCACGACCUCACUCGUCCGCAAUGAUCCUCGCCAACAGAAUACUGGACGCGUCAUUAAGGACAAAUUUUCGGUGAUACGGAACCACUAUCAAACUCCGAAACACUCCAUUGUCCUUGCACAUGGCCUUCUGGGCUUUGAUGAGCUACGUCUAGCUGGGUCUGUGAUGCCCGGCAUCAAAUACUGGCGCGGGAUAACUGAGGCUCUAUCCCACAAAGGAAUAGAAGUAUUCACGGCUGCUGUGCCGCCUUCGGGGUCGAUAGAGGCUAGGGCGGAGAAGCUUGCGGAGAACAUCGGCCGGCAAGUCAAGGGCAAGGAUGUGAACAUUAUUGCAGGGCUUGAUUCACGCUACAUGCUCAGCCGGCUUCGACCUACAGACUUCAAUGUGCUAUCGCUCACGACCAUUGCCACUCCCCACCGAGGUUCUGCAUUUGCAGACUAUAUGUUCGAGUCCAUUAGCCCUCGCCAAAUCAAAAGGAUAUACAACGUUCUAGGGUACUUCGGAUUCGAGACGGAAGCUUUCUCCCAGUUGACUCGUCAGUACAUGCAGGAGACAUUCAAUCCGAAGACACCAGACGUAGAGGGGAUCAGGUACUACUCUUACGGCGCCUCUCUUGAACCCUCAUCCUGGUCUGUAUUCGGGAUUUCCCACAACAUCAUCAAACGUAUGGAAGGCGGUCUAAAUGAUGGAAUGGUCAGCGUAUCUUCAAGCCAAUGGGGCCAAUACCAAGGUACCUUAAUCGGUGUCAGCCAUCUAGACCUCAUCAAUUGGACGAAUAGGCUGAAGUGGUUCUUUUGGGAACUUACAGGAAGUAAAAGGAAUUUCAAUGCAAUCGCCUUCUACUUGGACAUAGCAGACAUGCUGGCCAAGGAAGGACUUUAAGUAAUUUCGCCGAUUCUGCGGCCCCGAAUUGAAGGACCUGGGGAUUACUGACUUCAGCCCCUGAAACGCAAACCGGAGGACCGCGUCAUGUUUGCGAAAUGAAGACCGGCACAGCGAGCACACCUGCGUCACAAGAGGCGUGCGAAUUCGCCUCGCUAUAAGCGGCUAGAAGCAAGGGUUUGUUCCUGUUCAUUCGAAAUGAGGAUGCCACGACG